Molecule: messenger RNA, 1572 nt
Organism: Ectocarpus sp. CCAP 1310/34
Lineage: Eukaryota; Phaeophyceae; Ectocarpales; Ectocarpaceae
Source: the annotation of a GenBank genome assembly
AUGUCGCAGGAGAGCUCAGACUCCCUCUCGUUGACUCCCGGGAAGGCGCUCGGAAAGCGGAAGUCCACUCCCAGCAGUCGCUACGGCGAAGGCUCAUCUUAUCUCGACUCCGAGGGGUGGGCAGGUGGUAGGGCUGCUUCGGCUGGCGGCAGUGGUCGCAUGUCCAACCCUAUAGGCUUGGAUAUGUCGGGCAGUGGCUUGGACGUAUCAGGAAGCAGCAGCGUGCUUCUGGAGGGGUUGGUCGCGGGAGCGCACGAGGGAGAAGAUGAGGUCGGCGAAGGUGAUGAGGAGGAGGCAGAUGAAGAGAGCUCCGACUCGGGCGACAGCGUGAAGGAAGUCAAGACCCGGGGCAAGGCCAAGAGCGGCAAAGGGUGGGCCUCCGAUCAGGGUGUAGAUCCCUUCACGAUCCAACGAGCCAUGGAGAGGCCAGGGGAAUGGGAAUGCUGCUUUCUAGCCAUCGGGAAACAGACUCCGUGGGGGGAGCGGAGUGACGCACUGCGGCCUGCAAUGUGGCUUCGGGUGGUGGACACGUUCAUGGAGGCCCAGACGCUGACCACAUUCAGGAAUGGGGUACGGCAAGACCUGCACCUGGACUACCAGCGCAAUCGUGAUCCCGUGGACAAGGCUAAGCUGGCGGACACUAUCGAGAGAGGAUGGAACUGCAGGAGUAACGCUCUCGAAAAGGAAGAGAGGGGUGCCGCGAAGCUGACCGGAGAAGGGACAAUGACUCAGGAGGAGGAGAGCGAGCUGUACGCGAGGGACUCUGAGGCGAUGGCGGGGGACUUCGCCGCGAAGGAGCAAGUAGCGGCCGCCAAGGCCGAACGUGACCGCGCUGCCUACGGCGGAGGGGCGGUCUCUCUGCUCGCGGGGGGAGGAGAGUCGCCACAGGCGGCGGCUCCGCCACCGGCUCCGCCCGUCGCGGAGCUCCUGCCACAGGACGGGGCUCUGCUGGGGGGGGGGCGUGGUCGUGGUUCCACCGCGGGUGGGCGAGGCACGUCCUCGGGCGCGGGAGGCGCGGUCGGACGUACGCAUGUCUCCGCUAGGGGUGGACGCCCCAGAACGGGGGCUGGGGCUGCACAUGAGUACUUAGCGCGGAGGGGAAACAGUGGUGGGAUAGACGACGAGGAGGAGCUAGGGGAAGAUCCCGAGGACCCCCGGGGCGAGGACGAGGACUUUGGUGGCGGCGGGCAGGGGGACUACGACGAUGGCGACGAGUCUUCUGCCUCAGGGUUAGGGCAUGCGUAUGAUGGCAGCGAUGGACAAGGCCAGGUCGAUCUCGACGACGAGGAGGCGACGGAGCUCUCCGCGGGCAAGGCUGGUCGGAUGGUGCGCUCCGGGAGGGGGGGAGGCGUGCGGAAGCAGAAAUUUCGCGGAACCCCAGGUGUCGUGUCGGGUGGUAGCUCGGAGAUGAUGGACUUGAUGAGGGUGGCGGUGACCAAGUUGGUGGACAGACGGAACCCUCAGCAGCAACCGCCCGCGCCCGCCGAAGUCGAUGCGCUUAGGGCACAGGUUGCGGACAACACUCAGCUCGCGCAAGGCAGUCACGAGAUGGCCGAGCAGAGUCUGCAGUAG